AACGUACUCUAGCAGACGACAUUAUCGACAACAAGUUCUCGCAGAGUGGGAUGCAAAUGCAAAAUACUACUUGAAUUCUGAAUUGUUCGGCUGAUACAUAGCCAGUGCUAAUGAUCGGUCAGCUGCGAAAUGAUGGCGGACGAGAAGUUAUUUUUCUCGAACGCCGUACAACAAUUGGCGAGAUGUUUAGCCGCUAUCAAACCUACACCAUGGGAAAAGGUGGCUAAAUUGUACAAGUUAUGUCCGCAAGAUUCUGCUCAGGGUGUAUACCGCUUGGAUCAGAGGGGUCAGGAUGCGACCAUAGCCUUGGGAAUUUAUUUUUUGGAAUCUGGAUUACAACACCGAGAUCGAAUAUUACCAUAUCUGCUCAGAUUAUUGCGUGGUCUUCCAAAAGCGGUGUGGCGGGAUGAGGUGAAAUGCUCACUCACUGAAAGAGUUCCAGUGGCGGAACGCUUCAGUUUCUGCCUGAACACAUUAUUGAGCGAUGUGGCGGCCAGAUGCGAACCAGUACGAGAAGAAAUUAUUUCGACGCAGGUUGAGAUCCUCGCGGUUCUGACCAAUUUGAUACGUGGAUAUAAAGAUCAAAAUAGUAAUCGGGGCUUGCAAGCAAAAAUAUCAUUAUGCAAAUGUUUGGUGCCAGUAUUGAUUGGUUUGGCACGAUCGAUGGGCCGCUUCGCGUGCGCGGAUCCGCCGUUGCUUUGCCGCAUCUUUCCGCGCCGGGAGACACCCUCGCCGGCAAGCAGCACCGAGAACCGCUUGAUGCCCGAUAAAAAACAGUACAACUUCUCAAAUUUUAGACCGAUUAUCCCGCGAUCUCUGAGCGGUAACUUUAAUACGUGUAUUGACAACAUAGCAUUACCAGGCUAUGACAGUCACGAUUAUCAAUGCGGCAAGAGACCAUCGUUACAGUCUUUCCUGUCGGUGCCGUACGACCCGACAACAUAUUUCUUCAGUCGUUAUGGAUCGAGUUUCAAUCAAUUCCCGCAGAUGCGAUGCAACGAGAGUCCUGAGAGAAGAGCCGGGAUGCAAUUCACCGUGGUUCACUUGCAGAGUGUGCUAGCUCUAGCUAAAAAAUUACUUACGAAGGAGAUUCUGACGUUUUUAGAUGAAGAAGCGCAACAAGUUUACAGUUCUGGCCAAGUACACAUUUUCCCAUACCGUACAUUCAGCGAGACGAUGAAUCUAGUGAUGGUGGCUCUGUUGCGCGAGCUCCUGCAGAAUCAGCACGAUUUACCGGCCCCGUUCACGAGGGAUGUGCAGGAAUUUGUCAAAGGUUUGUUCCUCUCGGGCCAAACGGAGCUGCAAUCGCGACAGCACGACGCGAGCGAACGCGAGGACAUUGAUACGAAUUUCCGUACCGUCAAUCGCUUUAAGGUGAAUGUGAUGGCCAACUCCGCGUGCGUGGAUCUGCUGGUCUGGGCGAUUGGCGACGAGACAGUAUCCGGCGAAUAUGAUUUGUCCGCGCUGUUCGCAGAUAUCAGUUCAAUGCUGAUCGGCAAGGGUGCGGAUAGUUUAUGCGGACGACUCGUGGAAAAGAUUAAUUCCAACCAUGGACCCAAGCUUGUGUUGGCACAUAUGCCAUUAUUGAUGGUUUGUCUCGAAGGAUUGGGAAAAUUGGCACAAAAAUUUCCUAACAUAGCCAGCACAUCGAUAUAUUAUUUACGAGACUUUCUCGUUGCGCCAUCGCCAAUUCUUUUGAAGUUAUAUCGACAACAUAGCGAAUACUCCAUGAAAGAACAUCAAUUUAAAGUGCUAGUUCAAGGGAAGGAAAUUAGCGACACAAAGCAAACGACAUCAUCGGUGCAUACUGCAUUUGAGAAACUUCGCGAUGCAGCAAUCGGCAAUCUCUGCAUCGCCUUGGAAGCUGCACACUCUGUGAAUCCGGAUUGCGUGCCAGCGCUCGUGGCCAGCGUUUCGAACAGAUUGUAUACUGCGGAUAUAAGCGACGGCGAAAAUGACGAGAAAUUGAAGAACGAAGUAGUUUCGAAGAACAUUGUGAUCAUGUUGGGCCACGUGGCUGUGGCGCUAAAGGAUACCCCGAAGACGAUGCGCACCAUUUUCCCGUUUUUCCAACAACUCUUCUGUCGCACUCCCAGUGAUCUCGAUUUUCUCAUAGUGGAUCAAUUGGGUUGCAUGAUCAUCGCCAAGUGCGAACCAAAGAUUUACGAAGGAAUAAUGCAAAUGUUCUCCAUGUCAUUGGGAUCGAGUACGGCGACAUACGCCGCGAACGAUGAUCGUAAGCAGUAUUGUCACGUUUCUAAGGCGGUUACGAAUGCGCUGGCGAACAUAGCGGCGAAUCUGCAAGGCGAGUCAGAAUUGGAUGAUUUGUUGUUGCAUCUUCUUGAGCUUUUUGUACAGCUUGGACUCGAGGGUAAACGCGCCAGCGACAAGAUGCCAAAUAGUAUCGUCGCGUCGAAAGCAGCUAGCAGUGCUGGAAAUUUAGGAGUACUCAUCCCCGUAAUCGCGAUAUUGAUGCGGCGUCUACCACCGAUCAGACAUCCACAGAAACGACUUCUGAAACUGUUCAAGGAUUUUUGGUUAUAUUGCGUUAUAAUGGGCUUUGCUGCGGAUCAUCCGUCAAGAUUGUGGCCGCACGAAUGGUAUGAAGGCGUCAAGGAGAUCGCAGUCAAGUCGCCCUAUCUUAUUUCCCAGACUAGUGCUCGUCUUGAAAUGCGAGAGUUACAGUACACAUCAGCGGUACGCAAUGAUAGUGUCUCAUUGAACGAAUUACAGGAGUUGCGGAGUCAAGUAUUAAAAAUAAGCACCCGUACAAACGAUAUAUCAGCGUAUGUGACUAAGUUGCAGUUUGCGCAAUGCACAUAUUUGUUAUCCGUUUAUUGGUCAGAGACCUUACGGGUGGCAAACAGUCCUGAACCCAGUUUACAACCGAUAAUGGAAUACCUGUGCGAUACUGAUUUGCAGAAGGAUAAGAGUGGCAUGUGGCAAUGUAUAUGUUGCGUGGCGGACUCUGUCUUUGCGAAAUUCAAAGAUGUGAUGCAGCGCAAACCGAAGGACGAACAACGCGAAAGAGAACUUGAGAAUCAUGCGCAAUUCCUGUUGGUGCGUUUCAAUCAUGUGCACAAGCAAAUCAGGAGAGUGGCGGAUAAGUAUCUCAGUGCAUUAGUGGAUGCUUUUCCGCAUUUGUUAUGGAAUUGCAAAGUCCUCUGGAGUAUGUUGGAUACAUUACAGAUUUUAUCAUAUUCAUUACAACUUGAUCCAAAUGAAGAAACUCCCAGUUUGAGAAUACCCAGCACACCAUAUAGUAUUGAGCUUAUGAAUACUCUCGAAGCAAGAGAGAUUAUUGUGAAGGAUUUUACUGCGAGAUGUAAAGGCAUAGUGCAGGAGGCUAUGAAAUGGGCACCACAAGCUACUAGAUCACAUCUACAAGAAUAUAUUAAUCAAAUACCGUCUUCCGGCAUGCGACAUCAUUCUGGUUUGUCGUUGGCUAUUGAUUCUGUCCUCGAAUUCGUGGACACCGCAAUUCCCACAGUAGUUCCGUCAAAUACGAAUUCGUUGGAUAAGAGGCCACGCGGUCCGAAGGGCACAAGUUCAUGGUUGCUAUCGAUGAUGUCUACGAGAUCUUGGCAUGCCGGAGAGGUAGCGGGUAUGCUUGCUCUCGCACGCACCGAGUCGCCAACCACAGAGAUGACUCUAGAAAAAAGCAGAGAUAAAGUCAUCGAUAGGUUGAUCGAGGCCGUUCGUCGCGCUUGUCAGGAUCGUGAUGAUACCGCUCAUCGCGGGGCUCUCUGGCGUGCCACUGCUCUCUUAAUAUCCAUGCCCGGAAUACAUAGACGAUUGCUACACACAGUCGCAUGCUCGCAGAUAGAACUGUUUACGACCGCGGCUAUGACGACAGCGGUCGAGUGCUGGCAAUGGAUCUUGACUGUACGACCCGAUCUGAAAUUGCGUUUCUUGCAAGAGAUGUUGCUCGCAUGGCAGUACACUGUUGACAAGAGGAUGGGUCUGUUCGCACCAAACGAGGAAGAGGUCAGUCCGCUCGCAGUCUAUGAAGGUUGCAAGCUCGGGCCCAAUCCGCCGCAUGUGAAACCACAUGAUAUCUGGGUGACCUUUAUCGUCGAGCUUGUCGAGACAGCCAAGUACUGUUGCCAGGAAACAGUCGAUAUGAUUGCCGUACUGUUACAUCGCUCGUUACCCAUGACUGUCGGUGCGUCCGGUGAGGAACCUGGUAUUAAUCGGCACGUUGCCGCGGUUGGUGUUCGUUUCAAGCUACUUUCGUGCGGUUUGGUGCUGUUACAAGGUGACGUUUUACCGAGGACUUUGAGCAAAAACGUUUUGCGUGAACGCAUUUAUUCCAAUUGCCUGGAUUAUUUCUGUCGCGAACGCCAAUUACCGACCCAAGAGAUUGAUCAACUUAGCGAGGACAUAGUUACAUUAAUACGCUUUUGGCAGGUAAUGCAUAGCGACAAAAAGUACUUAAUGAUGACAGGAGUCGAUAACGAAUUUGAAAUAGUUACUUCUCAAACCUGUACAACCGCGGUAAUUGUUCCGAGCGAGACAAUCGGUUCAUUAGCCGCCACGCUUGCUCCCACACCGAACGACUUUUCAAAGUCGUCCAGCAAUGUGUGGAUGAAUACCAUGCCAAUGUCUACCAGUAGCAAUACAUUAGGCAAGCGUAGCAAUCGCAGCAAACGAAUUGUAAAUGCCAAUGUUCUCGUAAAGGAUUAUAUCAAGAAAAGAAAUUUGAUUCUCGAGCUGUUAGCAGUUGAAAUCGAGAUGUUACUGGUCUGGCGUAAUCCUAGCGGAAGACCGGAACUCGCACUGCAAGGAGAAGGAAGUAUUGCGGACUGGCGCGCCAAAGGAAUGAACGAUCGUUGGCGCGAGUAUACGCGACUCGCGUGGGAGAUCAGUCCCGUCCUGGCAAUAUUCCUACCAGUGCGAUUGAAGAAUCACGAAGUCAUUAUCAAGGAGAUCUGCGGUUUGGUGCGUCUUAAACCUAUACCAGUCAUGCAUGUGUCGGAAGCAUUGCAAUAUCUUGUCACGACGGACACGCUGCUCAACGAUGUACCUGAAUUAGUUUAUAUGUUAACAUGGGCAAGAGUGUCUCCGAUUCAAGCACUGGCAUAUUUCUCGCGACAAUUUCCGCAUCACCCUAUUUCGGCGCAGUACGCAGUGCAAGUAUUAGAUAGUUAUCCCGCCGACGCUGUGCUUUUCUAUAUACCUCAGCUAGUACAAGCCGUCCGUCACGAUGCAAUGGGCUAUGUAAUCGAAUUUAUCAAGAAAAUCGCUAAACGAUCGCAGGUAGUAGCGCAUCAACUGAUAUGGAAUAUGCACACUAAUAUGUAUGUGGACGAGGAUAAGCAGGUGAAGGAUUCCGUGCUAUAUGACAUAUUAGAUUCGUUGACGAAAAAUAUCCUAAAUUCACUGUCUGGCCCAGCAAAACAAUUUUACGAGAGGGAGUUCGACUUUUUCGAAAAGAUUACCAAUAUUUCGGGUGAAAUCCGACCAUAUCCCAAGGGGCCAGAACGCAAAGCCGCAUGUCUAGAAGCCUUAGCGAGAGUGAAAGUACAACCCGGUUGCUAUCUACCAUCGAAUCCUGAAGCGAUGGUUAUCGAUAUAGAUUAUCAAAGUGGUACUCCUAUGCAGAGCGCUGCUAAGGCACCGUUCUUAGCACGUUUCAAAGUACAGAGAUACGGUAUCAAUGAACUCGAGAAUAUCGCGCUAGCGGUCUCGACUAACGGGAAGUUCGAGACCAAAAAAGAACUGGAAGAACAGACAUGGCAAGCCGCUAUUUUCAAGGUUGGCGAUGAUGUCAGGCAAGACAUGCUGGCUCUGCAAGUGAUUAGCAUUUUUAAGAAUAUAUUCCAAAAGGUUGGGCUGAACUUGUUCUUAUUUCCCUAUAGAGUGGUGGCCACAGCUCCUGGGUGCGGCGUGAUAGAAUGCGUGCCGCACGCAACAUCGAGGGACCAGCUCGGACGUACAACAGACAGUGAUAUGUAUCAAUACUUCAUCACGCAACACGGGGACGAAACAACCAAAGAAUUUCAAAACGUUCGUCGUAACUUUGUCAAAUCGAUGGCAGCGUACAGUGUGAUAACCUAUCUUCUGCAAAUAAAAGACCGACACAAUGGCAAUAUUAUGAUAGAUACUCAAGGCCAUAUCAUACACAUCGACUUCGGUUUCAUGUUCGAGAGCUCGCCCGGCGGUAACCUGGGCUUCGAGCCUGAUAUCAAGCUCACCGAUGAGAUGGUACUCGUCAUGGGUGGCAAAAUGGAGGCUGCGCCGUUCCGUUGGUUCAUGGAAUUGUGCGUGCAAGCUUUUCUCGCUGUCAGGCCUUACCAGGAAGCCAUCAUCUCUCUCGUCUCUCUUAUGCUUGACACAGGAUUACCCUGCUUCCGUGGACAAACAAUCAAGCUCCUACGUAGCCGAUUCGUGCCCACUGCUACCGAUCGAGAUGCGGCAAUCUUCAUGAUUAAUGUAAUACGUAACAGCUACCUCAAUUUCCGUACUAAAACUUAUGAUAUGAUACAAUAUUAUCAGAAUCAAAUCCCCUAUUAAACUGUUGUUGGAGAAGAGAAGUUAUUUCACUUCUUUCUCCUCCUGUUUCUCCUUGUAAUUUCUGUAAUUGUUAGUUGGCGAACGCUUUGCGCUCGCUAUAUAACUGUUGUUAUCUAAUUAGAAUCCAAGAAUUUAACAUACCAUGUUAGAUAUUAUUAGAUAUUACAGUGUGAUAGCUAAUUAAGCGAGGCUGUACAAAUUUAUAUCGAUGUCAAUAUUAUUUUUAGUCCCGCAUGUAUUUUGUGAAAACGCAUAUUUUACUCUGUAUAUGUAUGUAAUAAUGUAUUAUAUUUAUCUAUGAGAUAUUGUGCCGAUACAUAUAUAUAUAUAUAUAUAUAUAUAUAUAUAUAUAUAUAUAUAUAUAUGUAUACAUGUCUGUUUUUCGCAGCAUAUCUAUGUAUACGAGACA
This is a messenger RNA of Cataglyphis hispanica, 6925 nucleotides long. RefSeq names its product phosphatidylinositol 4-kinase alpha (gene Pi4KIIIalpha). Gene Ontology annotation, cellular component: cytoplasm; plasma membrane. The transcript is spliced from 23 exons. Gene Ontology annotation, biological process: phosphatidylinositol phosphate biosynthetic process; phosphatidylinositol-mediated signaling. Lineage: Eukaryota; Metazoa; Arthropoda; Insecta; Hymenoptera; Formicidae. Gene Ontology annotation, molecular function: 1-phosphatidylinositol 4-kinase activity. The record is from RefSeq and is a predicted model, not a curated record. The coding region runs from base 130 to 6516 and encodes 2128 amino acids.